AUCGGUCCUUUAUACACAAGUAACAGUUUUGAAUGAGCUGUGUUAUAAAUCCGACGUAAAAACAUGGAUAUUAAAAGCCAGUAUUUUUUCAUAGCGGUAAUGUUGUUUCUAAAACAGCCGUUUAUUUUUGGGGAGGACUGCAAGUGCGAAGGAUUAGUCAAUGUUUUAAAGAGUACAAUGUCGAGGGAAAUAUUUGAUUUGAAGAUAGAGAACACUAUGCUUCAAGCGAGAAUGGAUAAAAUGGAGUCGAUCAUCGUCAACAUCGUCUCGGGGUUUGGACACAGCCCGGCUUGAAGGGUUUGAAAACAGACUGUCUUCGAUUGAAUCAAACAGACAACAUACCAUUAAGGUCCCUACUAAUACAUUAAAACUGCCCAGCUUGAUAGCGAAAGCUCUUCGAUCAGAGAAAGUAAAAAGGAUUCAAGCAGAAUCAGAUACGAGGAAGCACAUUCAAUUAUUCAAUCAAAGUAUUAGUGACUUGAAAAUUAAAGUUGAUUUCGUGCUGAACUCCAACCUAACGUACAUUGUUGAUGACAUAGAAAAGUCGGAACGCGGUCUUCAUCAAGUUAAAAACGACAUCAGAAACCUUCAGUCAAAUAUUUCAGAACUGCAAAGUCAAACUAAUGCAUUAAGUGACAGUUAUAUAUCAGAGUUAGGGAUCGACCUUGCUGCGAUUAACCAAAGCGUUGCGACGGACAUAGUGGAAAUUGACCAGCGGAUGUCUGAUGGUUUCUUAAAUAUUAAAAACGAGAUCAAGACAAUGCAGUCAAAUGUGAAGAAACAAUACCAAGUAAAUGUAUUAAUAGAUAAGAAUGUUACAGCUCUUGAGACAGCUCUUUCUAAGAUUGAUCAGGAUGUCAUAACGAUGAACGCAGAUAUUAAAACAUUGAAGGAACGAUCACUUAUUUUGUUAAAAGCAAACCAAUGUCCAGAGUUGACAAGUAUUAGGAAUGGAGAAAUAUUCAAGAAUACAAAUGAAGGAGUUCGAAAUAUUUAUGGAAGCGUGGCCGAAUACAGAUGUAAUAUUGGUUACUCUUUGAAUGGCAACACGAGCAUCAAGGUAUAUAAUAGACACUGUCAAGCAGAUAGAACAUGGAGUGGCAAACAACCAACGUGUGACGAAGAAAGUUGCAUAUUGCCAAAACAUGCUGCAAAUUACGGAGGCCAAAGAAUUGUUAGCCCUGGAACAACGUUAAACAACUUUGCAUGUGACAGUGGUUAUGUUCUUUCAUCGCAACAUGGAAUGACGUGUCAUGAUGGCGGAUCAUGGUCUCAAAUUGUUACCUGUAUUAAAGGUUGCACACUUCCAGAUCAUACAGCAAAUCAUAAAGAUCGGGGAUCAAUUUUUAGUCCUGGAGAAAUUUUAAACAACUUUUAUUGCGGACAUGGUUAUGUUCUUUCAUCCGAAAACGGAAUGACAUGUCAACGUGGUGGAUCUUGGUCAGAAAUUGUUACAUGCAUUAAAGGUUGCACACUUCCAAAUCAUGCAGCAAGUUCUAAAGACGGGAGAACAACUUUUAGCCCUGGAGAAACUUUAAACAACUUUGCUUGCCAACCUGGUUAUGUUCUAUCAUCACAAAACGGAAUGACAUGUCGACGUGGUGGAUCAUGGUCAGAAAUUGUUACAUGCGUUAAAGUUCAGCCAAAGGAGUGCGUCUUUGAUGCUGGUCAUAAAUGGCAUCCAAGGUGGAAAAAAAAAAGUCGAACAACCUGCACAUUACUCUGGACAUAAACAGUCACCAAGAGACUGCAAAGAAGAUUGCUUGAACCAACAGAAAAUCCUUUUGCAAUCUGUAUAUUACAAUAUAGUACAUAAAACGUGUUGGUGUUUAGCAGUUUCUGCACAACAAUAUUUUGUUCUGCGACCUGAUCCAUGGACAGCACGGGUGUAUAUACUAUCGUGCAAAUAGAUUUCGUGUCAUGAUUGAUUUAAAAAAAAACAACGAUCAAUACUAUUACUGUUUAUAUGUUAAUAGUAAUAAUUGUGUAAGCGGUAAAUAAAAGUGAGCAAGAGAACAUGUAAGUACGUGUA
Messenger RNA from Mercenaria mercenaria, 2032 nucleotides. RefSeq names its product complement receptor type 2-like. The record is from RefSeq and is a predicted model, not a curated record. The transcript has 8 exons. Bases 719 to 1732 code for a protein of 337 amino acids. Lineage: Eukaryota; Metazoa; Mollusca; Bivalvia; Venerida; Veneridae.